AUGAUGGAUAAGCAGAGUGCUCUAAAUCCUAUGUCUGUUUUAACUGAUUGUAAUGACAAUUGGAUUAUAUUCUUUUUUUUUGCAGAAAAAGGGAAAUUGUAUUUAGCGACAUCUGAAAUUGAAAAACGCGGCAUUGCUUUGGCAAUAAUUAAACAAAAACGAACAAAGUUUCAUGAAACUAUUACUGAAAAGGUUGACUUUGAUAAUAGAAUGGCUGACUUAAUCGAUGAUAUGACGGAAAAAGAAUUAUAUAACAUGUCAAUGCGCAAAAGAUUAAAAAGUGUUGUUAAAAGAGAUGAACAACCAAUUAUAGAUCAAUUUAUUAGUAAAUUUAGUGAUGAUUAUGAAAUUCCAUCACUACAAAUGUUCGCAUAA
Diversispora eburnea is the source of this 375-nucleotide messenger RNA. Lineage: Eukaryota; Fungi; Glomeromycota; Glomeromycetes; Diversisporales; Diversisporaceae. The record is from the annotation of a GenBank genome assembly.